AAUGAUUUUUAUUUGGUACAGUGUCACUAGCAUUGGACAUUAAAGAGAACAUGUUUGAAUUUGCCUAUAAACGAAUAGUUAAAACUCAACUAGCUUCAAAGCUAGUGCUAAUAUAACAUGAUUUGCUAGUAACUAAUGUAAUGUGGGAAUUGGAAGAAUUUUAACACCAAUAGUGUGAAGGCUUUCGCGUUUUUAUCCAUAGCUUUAGGCUUAGAAUUGAUCAUGAACUUUAGUAUGGGGACUGGGUCAACUUUAGCAUCGGGUUUUCACAUUUUUAUCAAUAGCCUUUAGCUGAAAACUGAAAAUCUCUUUUACACUUCAUUAAGAGCCGCAGACAUUUGUGCAAAUACUAGUAAAACUAGCAUCUUACAGUCUGCAUUUUUAAUCCAUGGCCUUAAGCUGAGAUUUGAAGUUUUCUUUUGCACUAAUGUAUAAUGUCAUCCUGCAGUUUAAGCAAAACAUUGAUUAGGAAAAUAUCUAACCUGUAGUUGACUCUCUUGUCUCUUUAUUUUUUGUUGGGGUGAGUCUUUGAGGUCCUUUAGUUUUCAAUUGCUUUGACAACAAUUUUGUGAUUCCAAGAUAUUGGUCUGAAUGCAUCACAUAUUGCUAUGUUUCUCUGCUCUUAUCUCCAAAAGAUUUGCUCUCAUGUUUUGGCAUUGUGUUAUCAUAUUAGUCCUGGGUUGCCUACAAGGAAUCGAACUGGAUUACUGCACUACUUUGGGCGGUCUUGCUGUUCUGUUUAGGAAGUUCCUGAAUCUUUCAACUCAAGAAUCUAUACAGGAUCCAAUUUACUUUGUCCUAUUACGACGCCAGAAAAAGAAUGAAACAGAACAAAGGAGGAAGUGUUCUCUUUUAACUGCAAGAAUUCUAUCUCUUGUUUUGGGCUGUCUGAUGCUAGGGACACUGAUUUACACCAUUGUAACUGAUGGUUCUCCAUUUCGCAGAGAUGUUUUCACUCCGUGGCUGUCAGCAACACUAGUUGAUUUCUAUGUCAAUAUUGUGGCUCUCUCGGUCUGGGUUGCAUAUAAGGAAUCAAGUUGGCUAAGUGCAGCUUUCUGGAUAAUACUAUUAAUUUGUUUUGGCAGCAUCAGCACAUGCGCCUAUAUUGCUCUACAGCUUUUCAGUCUCUCAUCUCAAGAUCCCGUCUACCUUAUUCUUUUCAGCAGCCGCAACAGGGCAGAAAACGGGUAUGAAGGAAUCAACUGAGUACGAAGCUUUAUGCCUAAUUUGGUUUGAUUUGAUAGUGGAACUCUUGAGCCAUUCUUAUUUUUUAAGAAUACGUUAACUGUUAUAAAUAAUAUUAAAAAUGAAUGUCCAUGUAUUAUGAAAUUACUUAGACCAAAUUAUGGCCAAGUGGCAUGGCUUUCAACAGGUAGGCCUUUCAACAAAUGUCUAAGACCCUCAACAAGUGGCAAGGCCUUUCAACAAAAAUAUCAAGACUUUGGACAAGUGGCCAAAUCCUUUCAUGCAAAAGUGCCUAUAAAUAGGCCCAAACACUUGAAGAAUAUUAAUGAAGAAAAGUUUAUCAAUUAUCUCC
Molecule: messenger RNA, 1537 nt
Organism: Nicotiana tabacum (common tobacco)
Lineage: Eukaryota; Viridiplantae; Streptophyta; Magnoliopsida; Solanales; Solanaceae
Source: RefSeq, a predicted model, not a curated record